This is a messenger RNA of Rubroshorea leprosula, 665 nucleotides long. NCBI's taxonomy places the organism in Eukaryota, Viridiplantae, Streptophyta, Magnoliopsida, Malvales, Dipterocarpaceae. The record is from the annotation of a GenBank genome assembly.
AUCUCUCUAUAUCUCUCAGCAACAAAAUGGUGUUGCGGCUGCUGCAUGGACAGAUUACUCUCCUACUUUCCAUUCUUGUUCUGUUUAUUUCAUUUCCAAAUCCAAUCAAUGCAGCCUUUCCAAAGAAGCUAGACGAAAUAAUAGCGGUGCCUCAAGUGCCUGACACUGAAAUGAAAUGUGGAGAAUGUCCUUGUGUGAAUCCAUGCAGUCAGCAGUCAAAGCCUCCGCCACCACCACCGCCUCCUCCACCGAAGAGCAUAUAUUGUAAUCCGCUGGCUCCACCGCCACCACGGUUUGUGUAUGUGACUGGUGUUCCAGGGCAGGGUCAGGGUCAGGGUCAGGGUCAGCCGUACCGUACUGAUGGAGAUGAAUGGCGGUUUUACUCGGCUGCUGAACGGAAUUUGGUUAUGCGUCUAUGGAGUUUGCUUGGUUAUGGGGUGUUGGGGCUCCUCAUGACUUGGUAAGACUUACAUUUCGGGCAUCAGUGAUCUUAAUGUACAAUUCGUUUAGGUUUUAUUAUGUUUUAUCGAUUACGUAGAAUAAAAUUAAUCCAUUAUGUGAAAUCUUAGGAAUUCUCAGGUCAUCAUUAUAUCAAGACUUCAUCAACAAGUAAUUAACAGAUUUUAUUUGCCUGUGUAUUUGCUGCAACGUGGUGACUAUUGUUC